Molecule: messenger RNA, 565 nt
Organism: Oncorhynchus nerka (sockeye salmon)
Lineage: Eukaryota; Metazoa; Chordata; Actinopteri; Salmoniformes; Salmonidae
Product: apoptosis-associated speck-like protein containing a CARD
Exons: 3
Coding region: 123-422 (99 amino acids)
Biological process (GO): regulation of apoptotic process; innate immune response; inflammatory response
Source: RefSeq, a predicted model, not a curated record
ACUGAAUACGGGGCUGUGAAUGUGGAUAUAGAGGUCUUGGGUGCAAUUAACUUCCAGGGUGCAGCAGGGAACUGACGGAUUUCAAGAAAUCUCACAGAUCUUGCGUAACAUCGGGUGCUGCAAUGGCUGGUGCACCUGGUACAAAGAACAUGAUCAAAGAUAAACACUUUGUGGACCAUCACCGGACGUCCCUGAUCGACAGAGUGAGCCAGGUGGAACCCCUACUGGAUAGACUCCUGGAGAGGGGAAUCAUCACCCAAAACGCCUACAGUGAAGUGAGGGCUAACAGAACCAGUCAGAAAAAGAUGAGGGAGCUCUUCGACGGCCCUCUGAAAGCAUGUGGGCCCAAAGGCAAAGAUAUAUUCUUGGAUAUCCUGAUGGAUUUGGAGCCAUUCCUGAUCAGUGACCUGAAGGGGGAAUAAUGUGGAUAGGGGCCAUUUUUCUUUUUUUUAAGGCAAGCGACAAAAAUAUGAUGAUAAUAAUGCACUCUGUUUGACAUUAUAUUCUUAAAUUGGAAAAAUGAAUUGUCUCCAACAUUUGCAAUAAAUGAAACAUUUUAUAUUGA